Molecule: messenger RNA, 2975 nt
Organism: Micropterus salmoides (largemouth bass)
Lineage: Eukaryota; Metazoa; Chordata; Actinopteri; Centrarchiformes; Centrarchidae
Product: neurexophilin-1-like
Exons: 2
Coding region: 223-981 (252 amino acids)
Molecular function (GO): signaling receptor binding
Source: RefSeq, a predicted model, not a curated record
GGCACAGCAAAACUGAGUGUUGAAAAUCUGGAGAUCUGAGAAAGCCUCCCAGUGUGCGUGCUGUGAGUGGAGGCUGCAGAAGGUUUCCCGCCAGUGCAACUGAGUCACUCUCUCAGCGUUUAAUGUGGAUGUCGCUGUUCAACAUGGACUUCCAAAAGUUAACCCGGCCUGAAUGAACUUCUGGCGAGAGUGGAUGGAUCUUCAGACAGGAAUUUAUGCACUAUGGAGAUGUUUGCCAGGCAGUGCUUUGUUUGGACACUUCUGAAAGGAACUUUUUGUUUGUUGGUUCUUGGCAACUUCACCUUCAGCAAGAGAUCAUCACCUGAACUCAACAGAGACCAAGACUUGUCUUCACAGAAAAACUGGGCACCUGAAACUAAGAGUUUGAAUCAGAACACCAAACUACCCAUCAAUCCUUUUAUUCCUCUUUCAAAGCAGGGACUUCUGGAAAUACUUGGAGCAAACGCCCAGUCGUCUUCCAACCCAUCCUUAAAGUUAAAGCUUCGUCCCAUCAUGACGUUCAGCUGGGGCGAGUUUUAUUCAAACAUCAAAACUGUCAAACUGAAUUUGCUGAUAAUGGGCAAGAUCGUGGAUCACGGGAACGGCUCUCUCGGAGUCUACUUCCGCCACAACUCCACAGGUGUGGGCAAUGUGUCUGUCAGUCUCGUCCCACCGAUGAAAGAGGUGGAGUUUGAUCUGGAGCGCCAAAGUGUGGUCAACCCCAAAGACUCGAAGACAUUCAACUGUAGGGUAGACUAUGAGAAAACCGAACGGAACAAAAAGGUGAUGCUGUGCAACUACGACCCCUCCAAGACAUGCGCUCAGGAGCAGACCCAGAGCCACGUUACCUGGAUGUGCUCCAAACCCUUUCAGGUUAUCUGCAUCUACGUGUCUUUCUACAGCACAGACUACAGACUGGUUCAAAAAGUCUGUCCAGACUACAGCUACCAGAAUCCAGGAGCCUACCUUCGCACAGGUUAAGCAGAUGUCGAGCCAAGCACAACAGUGGAGAAUAAUGUUUCAAUAAACCCAGUUUGAGCAGCUAUGAGCAAGUCUGAGGGACUGUUUUGGAAGUUUUUAAAGGGAUUCAAAAGUUUAGCAUUUCUCUAGAAAAUGUUUUUUUUUUCAAGUCCUAUAAUUCACCAAAUAAUGUUAAGUCUAUGUUUUUAGUGCAUCUUGCUUGUCAAAGACUACAAGAGCUGUAUUAGACUGUUUUCACCCAGUGCAUAUAAUUAGGAGCAUUAUUUUCAUUCUCAAUUGAUGUGAUUUUUCUUUUACAUUAUUGAAUAAUCUUUCGGUUUUAUGAAAUGACAGGAAGGUGUGAAAAAUGCUCAUCACAACCUUCAAAUUACUUGUUUUGUCCAAAACCCAAAGAUAUUCAGUUUACAAUCACAAGACAAAUUAAAGCAGAAAAUCCUCACAAAUGAGCAACUGGAGCUAGGUAAUCUUCUUUUAAAAGACUGAUGUGAAUAAUUAAUCGAUUCUCAAAAUAGAAACAGAUUUUUCUAUUUACCAAACGAACGUCAAGUAGCCUAAUCCUUGUAGCUCUAUACAUAAUUCAUCCCAUAAUACUUUGCAGCUAGACAAUAGCAAGUGUUUUGGUUUGUAAUGGCUAAUUUAGGCUUAGGCUAUAUCACCAUCCAUGUUUGUAACGCUAAAGAUAACAGACUAUAUACAUCUAAUCAGGAUAAACCAUUUGCAACAUUGUUAUUUUGCAUUUACAUUGUACACUUCAGUCAUUAUGUUCUCUCUCAGUUUGAUGAUGUCUGGAGAAACUGCUGUUUAAAAGAGCACAGAGUGACCAUGAAAGUCCUUUAAACUAUCGUACCAUUCAAUAGUCCUGCUUUACAAACAAGAUUUAGAACCAGAUUUGUACAUUUGUGAGUUUUUCCAUAACUGAAUUUGUUUGAUUUGGUCCGAUCAGUGCUUGUUACAAAGCUGAGGGAAGAUGUUUAUUAAAGUUUAGACCUUGUGUAGGCUAUAAACAACAAAAUGUACAGGUUUAGACAUUUUAAGUUGACCCCAUUAGCAACCUAUUAUUUCAACUGGUUGAGAAAGUACAUAGUUUGUUUCACCUACUAAUCAAAGUGAUGAUGAUGAUACCCAUGUACUCAUGGUAUAUCUGAUGUUAUUGCUGUUGCCCACAUGUAGAUAUUGGCUAGGGAUGCACUGAUCUGUGCUUUGCGUAUCGGCCGAUGCCCAGUAGGCCUACUGAUCGGAUACCAGUGUUAAAUAAUUAAGCUGUAUUUCUCACUGUGAGAUCAGGCUGGAAAUCAUUAUUUUAUGCAUAAGGCAAAAUCAGGCUUGACUUAGAUAUUGCUUCCUAACUUUGUAAAACAAAACGCUGUGUUAGCUCUCCUGGCAAAAUGUUCAGGUCUACCAGCACACUGCUAAUGCAUCAUGUGGUACACCUGUAAUUGAACUGAAUAGAUCGGCCAAUCCAGCUAUUUGAGUCAGUAUCUGAAAUCAGUAUCAGAUCUGUGCAUCCCUAGUAUUGGCUGCUCUAAUCUUAUAGUGCAGAUUUCAAUGCAAUAAAAACAGCUGUGCACACAAGGUGACACGUAGUUACUCUGUGACAGCUAAUCAAACUUCUUACAUGCGGUUUCCCAUUGGUUGUGAGAGUGCUGUGCCGGGCCACAAUUGGUCCUCUAAAACAGCGGUUGUGAAUAGUGAAAGCCAUGUAGGGGUUUGGGGUUGUUGAGUGGUUCAGGAGGCCCAGAACUUGGCAGGAGCCCUGUGUAACAUGCCAGGAAUUAAAUAUAUCUGUUUCUGAGUUGUUGUCAGUUUCAGCCUGGUGACUGCACCGCCGGUGGUGAAAGAAGUAUUCAGCUCCUACACUGAAGUAAAAGUACCAAUAUCACACUGGAAAAAUACAAGUAAAAGACCUGCAUUGAAAAUCAUGUGAAAAAUUCUGUAAGUAUAAUCAAGAAGAUGUACUUAAAGUAUUAAAAUUAAAACUACUCAAUGUAGAAAAA